UCUGUGAAAGGCUGUGCCGCUCAGUACCGAUCACCGGCUCGCAAGGCAUCGGAGACCCCCCUCCGCCCGUUCAUCUGCCCAUACCGCGGAUAAGGCACCUUGCCUGCCCCAGCUGCAGCUAUGCUGCCCCAUAUAACGCUUCUCGUCCUCGCUGCAGGAGCCCUGGCUGCGGAGGUACCCUCCGAUGGAAAUGCCGGGUUGCUGGCGGAGCCCCAGAUUGCCAUGUUUUGCGGCAAACUCAACAUGCACAUGAAUGUCCAGAAUGGAAAAUGGGAAACGGAUGCGUCUGGGACUAAAAGCUGCAUUGGAACCAAGGAAGGCAUCCUUCAGUACUGCCAGGAGGUCUACCCAGAGCUUCAGAUUACCAACGUUGUUGAAGCCAAUCAACCAGUUACUAUCCAGAACUGGUGCAAGCGAGGACGCAAGCAGUGCAAGAGCCACACACACAUUGUGGUUCCCUACCGAUGCUUGGUUGGUGAAUUUGUAAGCGAUGCUCUCCUUGUUCCUGAUAAGUGCAAGUUCCUUCACCAGGAGCGAAUGGACAUUUGUGAGACUCAUCUGCACUGGCACACAGUCGCUAAAGAGUCUUGUAGUGAGAAGAGUAUGAGUCUCCAUGAUUACGGGAUGCUGCUUCCCUGUGGGAUUGAUAAAUUUCGAGGAGUGGAGUUUGUGUGCUGUCCAGCAGCAGAUGAAAGCGACAGCUUUGACUCGGCUGAUGCGGAAGACGACUCCGAUGUGUGGUGGGGAGGUGCCGAUGCUGAUUAUGCUGAUAGGAGUGAUGACAAGAUGAUGGAAGGUCAGCAGGAUGAAGAGGAAGAAGUGGUAGAGGUGGAACCAGAUGAAGUAGACGAUGACGAUGAAGAUGAUGGAGAUGAUAUGGAUGAGGAACCUGAGGAAACAUUUGAAGAAGCUACUGAAAGGACCACAAGUAUUGCCACGACUACCACCACCACCACAGAAUCUGUGGAAGAAGUUGUCAGAGAGGUGUGCUCUGAACAAGCCGAGACCGGCCCUUGCCGCGCAAUGAUCUCCCGCUGGUUCUAUGACGUGGCCGAAAGGAAAUGCGUACAGUUUAUUUACGGAGGCUGCGGCGGGAACCGGAACAACUUUGACUCUGAGGAAUACUGCAUGUCCGUCUGUGGCAACGUCAUCCCCACCACUGCCGCAAGCACUCCUGACGCAGUUGACAAGUACCUGGAGAAUCCAAAUGAUGAGAACGAACAUGAUCGCUUCCAGAAAGCAAAGGAGAGAUUGGAAGGCAAGCACCGGGAGAGGAUGUCCGAGGUGAUGAAGGAAUGGGAGGAGGCUGAACGUCAGGCAAAGAACCUUCCAAAGGCUGACAAGAAGGCUGUCAUCGAGCGUUUCCAAGAGAAGGUAGAAUCCCUGGAACAGGAAGCUGCAAAUGAAAGACAAAAACUGGUGGAAACUCACAUGGUGCGAGUCGAAGCUUUAUUAAAUGAACGCCGACGAAUUGCCCUGGAGCAUUACAUCACUGCCCUACAAGCCGAUCCCCCGAAGCCCCGCCACGUUUUCAAUAUGCUGAAGAAAUACGUUCGUGCCGAGCAGAAAGAUAGACAGCACACCCUCAAACACUUUGAGCACGUCCGCAUGGUAGACCCCAAGAAGGCGGCCCAGAUCAGAUCUCAGGUCAUGACGCACCUCCGAGUGAUUAAUGAGAGAAUGAACCAGAGCUUCUCCCUCCUGUACAAAGUGCCGGCAGUCGCAGAGGAAAUCCAAGAAGAAGUUGAUGAACUCUUCCAAAAGGAGCAGAAUUACUCAGAUGAUGUAUUAUCCAACAUGGUCAGUGAGCCCAGGAUUAGUUAUGGAAAUGAUGCCCUCAUGCCUUCUCUAACCGAGACCAAGACCACAGUGGAGCUUCUUCCCGUAGAUGGGGAGUUCAACGUUGAGGACCUUCAACCAUGGCAUCCAUUUGGAGUGGACUCCAUUCCAGCAAACACAGAGAACGAAGUUGAGCCGGUGGACGCUCGUCCUGCAGCCGAUAGAGGACUCACCACCCGGCCAGGAUCAGGGCUCACUAAUAUCAAAACCGAAGAAAUCUCAGAGGUCAAGAUGGAUGCCGGAUAUGAAGUACAUCAUCAGAAGCUGGUGUUCUUUGCGGAGGAAGGUGGAUCCAACAAAGGUGCAAUUAUUGGCCUAAUGGUUGGAGGUGUUGUCAUAGCGACAGUGAUUGUAAUCACUUUAGUCAUGCUGAAGAAGAAACAAUACACUUCCAUCCAUCAUGGCGUGGUAGAGGUUGAUGCCGCGGUGACACCAGAAGAGCGCCACCUCACCAAGAUGCAACAAAAUGGCUAUGAAAACCCAACGUACAAGUUCUUCGAACAGAUGCAGAAUUAGGGACACCACUGCGACCUCUUAAUUCGGACAGCAAAAUGAUUGCUUCACUGCCCAUCGGUGUUCAGCUAUAUACAUAUAUAAAUAUAGAAAAAGAAAAAAAAAAAGGUCAUGUUGAGAGAAUUAAAACAACAAAAAAAAGUAAAAUUCACCACCGUUUUAUUAUUUACUCGUUUCCGCCUUUUGACAGCUGUGCUGUAACACAAGUAGAUGCUUGAACUGAACAGAAAUCAGUAAUAUAUUCUCUUAACAUUUUGGUCUUUCCAUAACAUUAUCAAUGAAUGUUUUUGUGUACUGUAGAGCGUUUAGCCGUCUUUAACUAGUGCAUGACUAGCUCCCUCUCCUGAUUAUUUAUCACGUAGCUCCUUAAAACAGUUGUAUAUUAUUCUUGUGAUUUGUGACUAAAUUAAGUCCUGAUUGAAAUCCGCUUUACAUAUGAUUGGGGAUGCAUUCUGUGUAUGUGAGGUUUUGCUGCUUCACUUAUAUAUAUUUUCUUUUUUUUUUUCAUCACCGCUAUGCAUUUAUAGAUAAAACUAAUUUUUUUUAUUUUAAUAUUGGAUAAAACCUUUUUUUUUUUCCUCUACUGUGUUAUUGUACAGAUUGUUCUGCUGUGUUUGGUGAUGUAGAAAAUCAUGGGGAAUCCACAUUUGUUUCUUUGUGCCUGUUUUAUGUGCACACUUUAGGAACUGCAGAAUUUAAAUGAAAACAUUUAAGAAAAAUAAAAAAUAUAUAAAUAUUUUUCUUUUCAUUGUACCUUUUAAGCUUUGACACCAUCGGGGCUGGAUGUUCCUGUUACACACAAUGUAUCGCAGUAACAUCUAGCUUUUGCGGGGUUUACAUUGUCUCUGAUAAUUCUAAGCACUUUUUUUUUUUGAUCCAAAAAAAAAGUGUCCUGCUGGUCGAAAAUUAGCAGAGAUUCCUUACAGAAUGAAAACUUUCUGCUGGAUGAUUGUACAGAAUCAUUGCUUAUGAACAAAUAGCUUUCUACACUGUGUUACAUAAAUAAAUUUAAAAAAAUCGGA
Spea bombifrons (plains spadefoot toad) is the source of this 3374-nucleotide messenger RNA. RefSeq names its product amyloid beta precursor protein (gene APP). Bases 121 to 2355 code for a protein of 744 amino acids. Gene Ontology annotation, biological process: central nervous system development; axonogenesis. The transcript is spliced from 17 exons. Gene Ontology annotation, molecular function: serine-type endopeptidase inhibitor activity; signaling receptor activator activity; transition metal ion binding. Lineage: Eukaryota; Metazoa; Chordata; Amphibia; Anura; Pelobatidae. The record is from RefSeq and is a predicted model, not a curated record. Gene Ontology annotation, cellular component: early endosome; Golgi apparatus; membrane raft.